Gastrolobium bilobum is the source of this 1115-nucleotide messenger RNA. RefSeq lists its product as uncharacterized. NCBI's taxonomy places the organism in Eukaryota, Viridiplantae, Streptophyta, Magnoliopsida, Fabales, Fabaceae. The record is from RefSeq and is a predicted model, not a curated record. Gene Ontology annotation, molecular function: epoxide hydrolase activity. Bases 72 to 1115 code for a protein of 347 amino acids. The transcript is spliced from 11 exons.
UUUUCCCACUUUAAUUUCCAACCAACCAACAACCAGUAGUAAGUGAGUGCUUCUAACUGCUACUACAUGCCAUGGCCAUUCAAGCAAUUCAAGCCUCUUCUUCUUUACAUUCCUACCUUUUCUCUUCUUCCACAACUGUAUCUCCAUCAAUCCUUGCCACAAGGUUCCAAUCAUUGGGUCCAUGCCCUUCAAGAAAGUCUCUCAAGCUGAACUGCAAUUCAAAUGGCAACAAUGACGAAAAAGAUUAUCUUCUGGAUGCUCCAGUUUCUGUUGGAGAUGGGUUCUCAUUCAGUGGAGGAAAAUAUUCAGACGGGCCCAGUCCAAGUGAUGAAUGGUUUAAGCAAGGGAAAAUGAUUAGAGCUUAUUCAAUUCCUGGCACUGGUGAAAAGGCAAAAGAUCCAAUUUUUGGGCUCCCUAUGGGUGCUAGUUCUCAAGCUACAGGUGAUCGUUUCAGAUGGUUUUGUGUUGAAAGCGGAAGUGCUGAUAAUCCUUCAGUGAUAUUAAUCCAUGGUUUCCCUUCACAGGUUCAUUCUGAAUGCUGUUUGUUUAUGGCCUGCCAUGGGUGCGCAUUGCCUGUUUGGCAUUGGACCGAGGCAUAUUCUUAUCGCAAAGUUCUUCCAAUACUGUCCAAAGACUAUCAUGCCAUAGCAUUUGACUGGCUAGGAUUUGGGUUUUCUGAUAAGCCUCAACCCAGAUAUGGGUUUGACUACACACUGGAUGAAUAUGUGUCAUCAUUGGAGUCACUUAUUGAUGAACUGGCUGUUACUAAAGUCUCACUUGUUGUCCAGGGAUAUUUUUCACCAGUUGUAGUUAAGUAUGCCAGCAAGCACCAGGAAAAGCUCAACAACUUAAUACUCCUUAAUCCACCUUUUCCGGCUUCCAUAUAUCGUCUACGGACCUGUCUGAUCACUGCCGCCAUUAGGCACCACUGUCCACCGCCGUUGACCGCCGUCUCCGGCGAGUUUUCCGGUGAAACCCAUAUCGAUCCGAUCGCCACGAGAAGGCGCUCCUUUCUGUCCAGGACCCAUCCUCAGAUCCUCCUACACGCGCGUCAAACAUCGGCUGCAACUCGUUUUGUUGCAGCGGCGCGUGGCGGCGCGUCCUACUCCGGUUGA